UUCGCUAUUCUUCGUUUACUCCGCCACCCUUCGCCGCUCUCUCUCCCGAUCCAUGGCCUCCAUCUUCGGAGCGUCUCCCACGCCUUCUCUUUCCGAGGUCGCUCUCAGACCUUCACCAUCCUUUUCUUCUUCAAUCUCAUCCUCCGCCCAUCUCUUCCUCUACAGUUCACACUCAAAACGCAAUCUCCUUUCUUUCAAACUCACAUCCGUCUUGCCCUCAUCGCUCGUAGCCGGCGCCUCCAACUUCAUCGAAUCUACUCGUCGUGGGGCCUUUGUCGUCCGAGCAGCCCGGGGAAAAUUUGAGAGGAAGAAGCCCCACGUUAAUAUUGGCACGAUCGGUCACGUUGACCAUGGGAAGACUACUCUCACAGCUGCUCUUACCAUGGCUUUGGCCUCUAUGGGGAAUAGCGCACCCAAGAAGUAUGACGAAAUCGAUGCGGCACCGGAAGAGAGAGCCCGAGGGAUCACGAUCAACACCGCAACGGUUGAGUAUGAAACUGAGAGCAGACACUAUGCUCAUGUGGAUUGCCCCGGGCAUGCCGACUAUGUGAAGAACAUGAUCACCGGUGCGGCGCAAAUGGAUGGCGCGAUCUUGGUAGUUUCAGGCGCGGAUGGGCCAAUGCCUCAGACCAAAGAGCACAUUCUGUUGGCGAAACAGGUGGGUGUGCCAAAUAUUGUGGUUUUCUUGAACAAACAGGACCAGGUUGAUGAUGAAGAGCUUCUUCAGUUGGUGGAAUUGGAAGUUUGGGAGCUCCUGACUCUGUAUGAAUUCCCGGGUGAUGACGUGCCUAUUGUUUCAGGUUCGGCAUUGUUGGCUUUACAGGCAUUGAUGGCAAACCCCAAAAUCAAGAGAGGAGAGGAUCAGUGGGUCGAUAGGAUUUAUGACUUGAUGGAUGCUGUUGAUAGUUAUAUUCCAAUUCCACAGCGACAAACUGAUUUGCCGUUCCUUAUGGCGAUUGAAGAUGUGUUUUCCAUUACUGGUCGUGGUACUGUGGCGACAGGGCGUGUCGAGAGGGGCACAGUUAAGGUUGGGGACCCCGUAGAUGUAGUGGGUGUUAAAGAAACACGUACAACAACAGUUACUGGGGUUGAAAUGUUCCAAAAAACACUUGAUGAAGCGAUUGCAGGUGAUAAUGUGGGGCUUUUACUCAGGGGCAUUCAGAAAACAGACGUUCAAAGAGGAAUGGUUAUUGCCAAACCCGGCGCCAUCACGCCCCAUACGAAGUUCAUUGCUAUUGUGUAUGUGCUGAGAAAGGAGGAGGGAGGUAGGCACUCACCAUUUUUUACUGGAUACCGGCCUCAAUUCUACAUGAGGACUACUGAUGUUACUGGGAAGGUCUCUAAAAUCAUGAAUGAUAAGGAUGAAGAGUCUAAGAUGGUUAUGCCUGGAGACCGUGUAAAGAUGGUUGUAGAGCUGAUUUUUCCGGUAGCCUGUGAAAAAGGAAUGAGAUUUGCAAUCAGAGAAGGUGGAAAGACUGUGGGCGCUGGAGUCAUCCAGUCUAUAAUCGAAUGAUUGUAUUGUAAAUUUAUGCCAACUAUUUUGGGUUCAGAUACUCAUUUCUCUGAGUAAGAAAGCAUUAUCCCUUCUACUUACUUGAACAGCA
Neltuma alba is the source of this 1604-nucleotide messenger RNA. Its product is annotated as elongation factor Tu, chloroplastic-like. Gene Ontology annotation, biological process: mitochondrial translational elongation. The record is from RefSeq and is a predicted model, not a curated record. Bases 53 to 1513 code for a protein of 486 amino acids. The transcript is spliced from 2 exons. NCBI's taxonomy places the organism in Eukaryota, Viridiplantae, Streptophyta, Magnoliopsida, Fabales, Fabaceae. Gene Ontology annotation, molecular function: GTPase activity; translation elongation factor activity; GTP binding. Gene Ontology annotation, cellular component: mitochondrion.